GAACAUUCUGGUCACUGACGUGGUCGUUUUCCCUGUAUUCCUUUUUAUCGAUGAUCACUGUUAUUGCUCACGGAAACGAGGAACAUCUAGAAUAGCUAUCGCCAGUGUUUUAGGCAUGCGUGAAGCUGCUCGAUUGUGGUUUUCUGUGGAGAAAUUAAAACCCACUCAUCAAUUCAAAGGAAGAUGGGUUGGAACUAUCACGCCGAGGAAACAAGGAAAUGAUGACGGAGAAGCAGGAGAAGGGCAAAUUGGGAAGGGAAAUCAUGACCCCAUCAUUGCUUUUAGCAGGCCACCGCCAAUUCCACCAUUUAUGGGACCUCUGGUUGCUCUUUCACUGUUGCCAUCAUGGUUUAAAAGGGAUGGAAAUGAGGACUGAUGAUCAUGGCAGGUGACCUUAUAUUUUAGGCAUCUUGAGUAGUUUUCG
Messenger RNA from Cuscuta europaea, 424 nucleotides. NCBI's taxonomy places the organism in Eukaryota, Viridiplantae, Streptophyta, Magnoliopsida, Solanales, Convolvulaceae. The record is from the annotation of a GenBank genome assembly.